Penicillium malachiteum is the source of this 1788-nucleotide messenger RNA. RefSeq names its product C2 domain protein. The transcript is spliced from 2 exons. Gene Ontology annotation, biological process: positive regulation of gene expression. The record is from RefSeq and is a predicted model, not a curated record. The coding region runs from base 1 to 1788 and encodes 595 amino acids. Lineage: Eukaryota; Fungi; Ascomycota; Eurotiomycetes; Eurotiales; Aspergillaceae.
AUGGCUUCAGGACCGGUGGAAAAGUAUGGCUCCAAGCUGGUCGAGAAGGCAGACAAGCUACAGUCUCGACUUACCACGAAUGAUGAUCACUCGAAACCCGCUGGAGGGUUCGAUGCGACUCCUAUCCCCCAUGCCCCACCAGGCUAUACCGUCAAGUUUACCUUCCACCGCGGUGAUGACCUCCCCGUCGCAGACUUCGGCAGUUUCUCCUCAGAUCCCUACGUGCGCGCGCAGCUCCAUGUUGAUUUACCGAAGCGCCAUAAGCAAGAUCCCAUCGUGGAUUUUCGGACCCCAACCGUGCGCAAGAAUAUGAACCCGAUAUGGAACUGUGAAUGGAUUGUCGCAAACGUGCCAGCGUCGGGUUUUCAACUCAAGGCGCAUGUUAUGGACGAAGACCCGGCAGAUCAUGAUGAUAAGCUGGGAAUCGCUUUCAUUGACGUACCUGCGUUGUCCGAAGGAUGGGCCGGAUUCAAGGAACAGUCGUUCAAGAUUAAGAAGCGCUUUGGGAGCAAGCGCGUGUAUGUCUUCACCAACGUAUCUUCAUUUGCUACUCGUCGCCACAAGGAAUCCUUCUUGAUCAUGAGUAUCGAGUGUCUGGGCAAGACACCAGGUACUGAAGGUGGUCAGAUGUAUACGCUCGGUCCAAAUCAUUGGUUCAAGCACUUUUCACCUCUUAUUGGAAGGUUGACCGGAACAAAGGAUCAGGUUCAAUCCUAUGAUGGGAGCGGCAAGCCAAUCAGCCGAUACAAUUUCCAGGCCAUCCAAAUUCAACUCCGAGGUCCAGUUCCCGGAGACCUUUACCAUCGCUAUGUGGAAUUUAAACCUUUCGUCGCUGGCAUGUUCCAAGCCCAAAGCCUGCGUGGGCGAAUCCUACACAAGGCGCUUCAUCAUCAGCACCAGCGCAUCUAUAAUUUCGAUCGCAGCACGCUUGAUGGAACCUUCGCCGAACCGCGUCGAGAGUUUGCGCAGAAAUUUUUGGAAUUUACUAAUUGGGGCCAAAAUGGACGGAUUUUCACCUACGUGAUCACUCUGGACGGACAGUUCCGGUUUACGGAGACGGGCAAAGAAUUUGGAAUCGACAUGCUGAGUAAACAUACGAUGCAUAGCGAUGUUUCGAUAUACAUUGCUUACUCUGGAGAAUUCUUUGUCCGCCGGCGCAUUCAUCGUUCCCGACGCCUUUCGCCAUCGGGCCGUACUGGAACCACCGGAACUUCUGCGACCACUGAGACUACAGAGCGUGGAGAGUCGAGUAGCUUCCCAGUUGAAGAGGAUGGUGAGGUGAUCGAGGAGAUCCAGCAGAUUUCGACCGAACCAUCUGAUUAUGAACUAUUCAUCGACAACGAUAGUGGCACAUAUCGUCCCAAUGCAGAGAAGCUGCCACUCUUGAAACAGUUCAUCUCGUCGAAUUUCCCGGGUCUGCAUGUUACCACAUUGGAUUGUCAAGCCGAUGAAGAGCGGAUGAGCCAAAUGAAGAGCGAGCAGCGGGAGGUAAAAAAGUCACAAGGUCAUCUGGUUACGUACCUGCAGCAGAGCAGUGUGUCAUCGCUCUCCAUCUCUAGUUCCGAUGAAAACGAACUUAAUGAACGUGCCGGAGAGGGGCCUCGACGAGGGGAUCUGUCUCGAAAGGUUCAUGAAAUGCGGGACGUGAAGGGUCAAAUGAUGAAAUGGGUUGAGGCUGAGGGCCAUCCUGAUCGCCCCAAACACCGCUACACAAGUCGUGAACGAGCGGCGUCAACUGGGGAGAUUCGCUCAAGUACCCCUCGACCCAAGCCAAAUGCUGCUGCCUGA